This is a messenger RNA of Talaromyces rugulosus, 315 nucleotides long. RefSeq lists its product as uncharacterized. The record is from RefSeq and is a predicted model, not a curated record. The transcript has 2 exons. The coding region runs from base 1 to 315 and encodes 104 amino acids. Lineage: Eukaryota; Fungi; Ascomycota; Eurotiomycetes; Eurotiales; Trichocomaceae.
AUGAGGUUUUUCACAAGCAAUUUGGUCGUCGCCUCGUUGGUUGCUGGAUCUUGGGCUGCUGGUCUUGAUAUACGGCAAGAUCCCAAUGGCAACUCGGGUAAUGCCAACAUAACCAUAAUCGACGGCCAGGGCAAUGGCGAGAAUAACACGGACACUUCUACAACGAUAGACUCUUCUGUAACGCAAACUAUUUCAGCACAAGCUACUUCAACAAGUACUGGAGCAGCUAUGGCUAUGGGACCAGGGCCAACUGUCAUGCCAUUGUUAGCUGGCGGUGUUCUAGCAGCGGCUGUCAAUGCGGCCCUCCUUCUUUAA